AUGGAACUCUCGUUUUUUAACGUCGAUGACGGCUACCUGGAGGGGAUCUGCCGCGGUCUGCGCUCUGCCUUUCUGACGGAGGAGGACUACAAGAAACUCGCAGCCGCAGACUCGCUGGAAGACCUCCGCUCGGCGCUGGAGGAGACCGACUACGGCCCCUUCAUGCAGGAUGAGCCGCUUCCGCUUGCCGUUCCCACGCUGUCUCAAAAAUGCAGAGAAAAAAUGGCGGCGGAGUUCAGAUAUCUGCGGUCGCAGGCGUACGGCCCCCUCGGGAAGUUCCUCGACUUCAUUGCGACCGAGAAAAUGAUUGACAACGUCGUGGGCCUGAUUCAAGGCGCCAUCAACCGAAAGUCUGCGCACGAGCUCCUCGCGCGCGUCGAUCCGAUGGGCUACUUCCAGGAAAUGGCCGCGAUCGCGAACAUGGAUCUGACAACAAGCUACGAGGAGCUCUACCGCGCGCUGCUGAUUGACACGCCCGUGGGAAAGUAUUUUCAAGCCUUUCUGGCAGAGUCUGCCUCUCAAGCCGCGGCGCAUGCGGAGCAAGGCGGCCACAGUCUUUCGGAGGUCGCCAGCAUCGUCUCAGAGACCGAUAUCGAGCUCAUGCGAAACAGUCUGAAGAAAGGCUGGCUCGAGGAUUUCUACGCCUUCUCCCAGUCCCUCGGCGGCACAACCAAGGAAGUCAUGACUCACAUCCUCAAGACGGAGGCAGACUUCCGCGUGCUUCGCUUAGUCGUCAACUCGCUGUCCUCGAACCAGCAGCAGCAGAUGGAUCGCCAGGCGCUGUAUCCGUCCUUCGGCUACCUCUACCCCGAAGGCACCGACGGCCUUCGCAAGGCGUGGAACGACUCCACCGUCCGCGCUACCCUCGCGCCUUACUCUAACUACCUCAACCUGUACGAGCAGUGCAAGUCGUUCUACGUCGGCCAGGAGGGUCAGGGCAACGAGGCGGCGGCGGACCUGGCGAGUUCCAGCAAGUUCAAGUCUCUCGAAGAUCUGCUUUACAACGAAACUGCAAACAUGUGUGAGCUCGCCUUUGAGCAACAGUUCCAUUACGGCAUUUACUACGCAUGGGUGAAGCUGAAGGAGCAGGAAAUCAGAAACAUUGUCUGGAUCGCUGACAUGAUCUUGAUGAAGAGAAAGGAAUUUAUUUCCGACCAGAUCGUCCCGCUCUUCCUGCCUCGUGUGUAA
Messenger RNA from Besnoitia besnoiti, 1188 nucleotides. RefSeq names its product putative vacuolar ATP synthase subunit d. The record is from RefSeq and is a predicted model, not a curated record. Gene Ontology annotation, cellular component: proton-transporting V-type ATPase, V0 domain; vacuolar proton-transporting V-type ATPase complex. The transcript is spliced from 12 exons. Gene Ontology annotation, biological process: vacuolar transport; proton transmembrane transport; vacuolar acidification. Bases 1 to 1188 code for a protein of 395 amino acids. Gene Ontology annotation, molecular function: proton-transporting ATPase activity, rotational mechanism. NCBI's taxonomy places the organism in Eukaryota, Apicomplexa, Conoidasida, Eucoccidiorida, Sarcocystidae.